AUGUCUGCACACCAACCCACGAGCGCAUCUUCCAUCAGAGAGAUCCGAACAGUGGUGUCGCUUGACCCACACGGUGCGCCCCUGUCGCAGAAAGGGGUACAUACGAGAUGGCAUCCGGAGAUCCCAGCCGUUGCGUGUGUGAAGCCGGGUGAGCCGUUCAAGGUGGAAUGUAUGGACUUCACGGGCAAUUCUGUCAGCAGGAGCGAUUCGGCCGACGAUAUCCUAGAGAUCUGCUGGGAGAGAGACCACCACCUAUCUGGUCCAAUCAGAGUCGAAGAGGCGAAGCCAGGAGACGUACUAUGUGUGGACAUUCUGGAAGUCCAGCCCUUUCCUGAUCGGCUUUGGGGCUUCUCGCUCAUCGACCCUGGUUUAGGUCCGCUUGACCGCCCUCACACCAGAGUGGCGAAGACUAUCUGGGACUUCGAGGGUGUCUUGGCCUCGUCCAGGCAUAUCAAGGAUGUUGCAUUUUGCGGACGCCCGCAUAGUGGUGUCAUUGGGACUGCUCCUUCCGCAGAGCUGUUGCAACGCUGGGCGGAGAGGGAGGGCGAUCUAAACCAGAGAUACAGCUGCCAUGGGGUGACAUGCGCGCAAAUGCCUACCGAAGAAGGCGCCUACGUCGGUCAGGACUUGCCAGCUGAUGUUUUGCAGAAAAUCAAGUCAGAGGGAGCAAGAACUAAGCCUGCGCGUGAGCACGGCGGGAACAUAGACUCAGCGAGCCUGACUCGAGGCUCGCGGAUCUUUUUGCCCGUCUACGUUGACGGAGCAAACCUGUCCACGGGCGAUCUCCACUUCUUCCAGGGAGACGGCGAGCCGACCUGCGCGAUCGAGAUGGCUGGUAUCGUCACCAUGAAGUGCUCGAUAUUGCCCAGAGGCAUGGAGGAGCUAGGGUUUAAAUGUCCGGUAGUCAUUCCCAGCCCAGCCGAACCGCUUUACCGUCAGCAAGUGGAAUUUCAUGGCCUUUCGAUUGAUGCUGCCGGCAACCAGCACAGGAGCGGCCUCACCACGGCGUACGUCCAGGCAGCGUCUAAUGCGAUGGAGUACCUCGAGAAAUUUGGGUACUCACAUGAGCAGGCCUACACGCUCCUCGCCACAGCCCCGAUCGAGAGCCGCAUCUUAGCCGUUCCGAACAUCCCGACAGCGAACGUCUCUGUCGGCGUGCCAUUGCACAUCUUUGAUUUCGAUAUCCAGCCCACCGCCAGUGAGCCUAGCGCAAGAGACCGAGGCUCGGUGGCGUACCUGGGAAAAGAAAGGGAACGGCGGUUCCUCGCCGAGCGCAAACCGAAGCGCUCGCCGUUCGAAAGACCGCAAUAG
Lecanosticta acicola is the source of this 1311-nucleotide messenger RNA. NCBI's taxonomy places the organism in Eukaryota, Fungi, Ascomycota, Dothideomycetes, Mycosphaerellales, Mycosphaerellaceae. The record is from the annotation of a GenBank genome assembly.